CACUUUAGGUAGAAUUAUAUCACAAGUAAGUAAUUUUUAAUUAUUUCCAAUUUGAUUCCUUUAAAAUGGUCAUCAUAUAUCUGCUUUUUUAAUACCCCCUCAAAACUCCAUUUCCCACCACUGCAAAUUAAAUACAUUUCCAAAAUCAACAAUUGUGGUAACCUAAACAUUUAUCAAACAUACUAUCUAAAACAACUAUCCCUUGAAAGGCCUCUUGAAAAAAACAACAUAAAUCAUUACUAUCUUUAUGUCGCAGAUAACAUCCCUUGUCCCAGACUAGAAUAAUGAUAGUUAUUGUGACCUACAUUAUCUGCCCCUACCUAAUCUGCACACCUGAAGACUAUAUUCCUUCAAGCCUUCAUAAAUACUUACACAAUUAAAUGUUCCUCUCUUACUACCUCAACAGAAUAUUUUCAAAAAUCAAGAAGCAACUACUGAAAAGUCUACUAUUACAUAUUUGAUGAGAGUGUCACCUUUUUAAAUGGACAGAAAAAUGGGAUUUAAAAAGCACUCAGUGAUGCUUCACUUUACACAUAUAUUAGUAUACAAAUUAGCAUAUCUUAAUGUCACACAGGGUCAGGGGUUGUCCAGAUAUGGUUGGAAAGACCACACAGUUCACGACCAUUAAUAUUAAAUAUGACUGGCACACGGACAUGCUGGACACACCACUGCAUAUUUGAAUGCUGUCUUCAUGGGGAGUAUAUAUUGCCAAAAGUAAUAGGAGAGACCAUUUUCAAUGCCGAAUACACUUAUCUUGGACUGUUGAGCUUCUUGGUUUAAAUCUAUGCACAGACACUCCAAAUGUUCAAUACUGUGCAGACCAAUACAGGAAGCAGCCACAGUUGUGAUAACUUGGAGGAUAUCGUAACGAGCACUGUUCGUGUGUGCAUUCUUGGAGUAUAAUUAUACCAGCGGUAUAAGAAAUCUUCACAAUAGGACCCUUCUCUCGACAUACAGUGUACAUUGAAGUCGAACUCCUUUCUAUGAUAUUGGAAUCAGAGGACUAAUUGUGUAUACAGCUCAACAAGUACUACAUGAAAGGAUUCAUGAAUCAUAGGACUGUAAUUUAAAAGUUUGAGCCUUGGACUUGUUAUGUAUAGUUGUGUACUGCACCCUGAACUUCCAUAUUAGGACUGUAGUCCGUUUUCAGUAAUUUUGAGCUUUAGACCAGCUAUGAGCUCUUGUGUGCUAUUUUAAUAAGAACACGUAAAUUGAAAGGAUUUGGACCAUAUCUCACCUUUGAACAACUAACUCACUUGCCUCACUUGGAUCUGCCGAAAUUUGUUUGCCUUCUUGUGCUGUGACACCAUUCUGUUCCACCAUGGAAAAAACUAUAUGAAAUUUUUUUUCAUUGAUUCAUUCAUCCACGGUACUUAUUCCAAGGUUGUGAAGUACGUCUACAUAUCAAAAAAUGGAUCAAGUGGAUCACAUGUUCAACCCAGGUACAACUGGAAAGCCUUACUAUCAUAGCCAGUAUUAUCCUUCUUCUUCAACAUCACAUGACCAAAUCGGCAGCAUCGGGGUACGCGGGCCGCCAUCUUUACAAAAUGUCCAACAGAGGGACAGGCACAUGGAUUACUCUGAAACUUAUGGGAGCAGAGAGCAGGGCUUGGACCCCAGGGGGAUGCUGUCUCAACUGGCCAUGGAAAAUGGCACAGCGCGAGGCCAGCAGCCCUAUAUGAUGGACACCAAGUCCAAAGGGUCCAUGCCACCACAGCUUGCGGACCACAGCUCUAUGAGAGGACCACCAGAGACCGUAUGGAGCCCAAGCUCACGCAUGAGCAUGUCGAUUACCAAUUCGAAAGGAUUAUUGAAUGGGCCUGGAGAGAACAACUGCUUCCUGAAUAGUGCCGUUCAGGUUUUGUGGCAUCUGGACGUAUUCCGUCGUAACUUCAGGAUGCUAACGGGACAUGCAUGCAUGGGAAACUCGUGCAUUUUCUGUGCUUUGAAGGUGAUAUUCACACAGUUCCAGUAUAGCGACCAGUCCGCGUUGCCACCUGAUGCACUGAGGAAGGCGCUGGCACAGAACUUCUCCAAUGAACAGAGGUUUCAGCUAGGUCACAUGGAUGAUGCUGCAGAAUGCUUCGAGAACAUCCUGACUCGUAUCCAUAGACACAUAGCCCAGGAUGAGAAUGAAGAUAUGUGUAAUGCACAGCACUGUAUAACCCACCAGAAAUUUGCUAUGACUGUGGUAGAACAGGUUGUGUGUAACAAGUGUGGGGCCACCUCAGAACCUCAUCCCUUUAGUCAGAUGGUUCACUAUGUGUCUACAAGUGCCUUAGCGUGGCAUACCCAGCGUAUGGUCAAGGAUGGGCUGCCAGCAGAGGAUGUCCACAGAGCCUUCAGCUUACUACUGAGAAAUGCCUCAUCUGAGGGUGACAUGAGGAGUUGUCCAAGUGACUGUGGUGAGAGAAUACCAAUCCGCAAGAAUCUAAUUAACUGUCCUGAUGUUGUGAGUAUUGGCCUAAUUUGGGACUCAGAUCGUCCAGACUCUGACCACAUUACACAGGUCAAUCGCUGCAUUGGAAAGAAUAUAGUGCUCUAUCAUUUGUUUCACCUAGCAGACACUAGGGCCAGUACCUUAGAACUGAGGGGUGUGGUCUGUUACUAUGGCAAACACUACUCUACAUUCUUCUUCACAAAGAAAGGCAUCUGGAUCUACUUUGAUGAUGCCACCGUAAGAGAGAUAGGACCUGAUUGGUCCAGGGUGGUGGAUAAGAUGUGUCGAGGCCGAUAUCAGCCACUCCUGUUGUUGUAUACAAACCCCAAUGCCACAGCAAUUGAUACUGAUACUGCACUGCAAAAGACUACCAUGGUACCAGGACAUGAACCGUUUAACUGGCCAGGUAGUCCUGGCAACCCUGCUAACACAGGAAAUCAAGGUCCUGCAUCUGUAGACUCCCGGAAUUCCACACAGUCUCAUAGCCGCCCUGCCCCACGAGCUGGACAAUAUCGCAGAACAAGGGAAAUGCCCCCAUCUGCAACGCUACGCAGGGCGGUUACACCUAACCCAGAAUCUCAACAGCAGAGAGAAGAGUUCACAGUGGAACCACGGCGUGCUGUCACUCCAACGCCAGAGUGGCAUGCCUAUGACAGCGAUGAGGAUUCAGCCAAUAAGAAACAGCUGGCAGUUGACCACAGGAGACAGUCGAGUUAUUUGAUAGCAGUGACUGGUUUACCAGAGGAUGAGAAAACAGAUACUAAAGGUCACAAUGCUCAGACUGAUUUGAUUAAUAAAGUGGCUCCACCUAUGGUUCAGAACUCUGGUGAUGUGCCAAAUUCAAAUUCAGGUGCUGAUGAAGUGGACAAUUGGACAUUAUCUACACAGGGACAGUACAGGAGACCUAACGCUCCUCAGCUGUCGCCAAACUCCACCUCUGCUUUCAGUGCUCCAAUCUUUAGCAAGCAGGGGCCACAGAAACGUGACAGUGGAAAGAAAGGACGCCCAAAACUGGGGGCAGAUAUUAUAAGGUACCAGUCCAAUUCUGACACAUCCCCAUCUCCCAAUGGUCUACAGACUGAUGGAUUUGAAUUCGGCCAGUCAGGUUCAAAACCAGGAUCUGAAUACAUAGCAGGGUUCGACUUUUCUAGAGACAUGGAGGACCAAAUAAAAAUGGAGCCUCUUCCUGAACAUAUCGUGGUCAACCCAAACCCAUAUCCACAUACUGUUAAACGUGCUGUGUCAGUAGAUGAGAGACUUGGUGGGGACAUCACAUCAGAUAAACCUCAACAACAGGUGGCAGCAGCUCACAAGAAGCGCCCCCAUAGUGCUCGCUCCGGCAGAACCAAAGAGCUGCUGGACCAAGGCUAUGGUUCCUUGCCCCGUAAGAGCACAAGACAUCAAACAAUAUCCAACCCGUACUACCCCCAGGAGUACCUCAAUCAGAAUCAAAUUCAUGAGAUGCUCCAUGGCAAAGGAGUAGAGGGCACCACAGAGCCCCUGCCGAAGAAAACCAUGUCCAGAUACAACUCCGAAAGUAGAAUUGAUGCCAAGUACACUGCUAAGGGAGAAGAUGUGUCAGAUAACAACUACAUCAGUCGACGGGCAGUGGAGAGUAUUCUCAAUAAACAGAAGAUUAUUCGUCAGAAUUCAUCCAGCAGUGCCAGCAGUGGUGUUCCUACACCAGUUCUCCCAAGAAAGGACCUUGCAGGGGAAGGUGAAAGAGACGGCUUCUGCCUGCCAUUGAACAAACCUGCCCUGAAAGUGGACAUACCUGAUAAUGUGUCCAGAGACUCUGGCUACAGUGGAGAUAGGGCAAGUUCCGCCAGUAGCACCUCCGCAGACUCUCCCCUCUUGGAUCCACGCCACACAAAUGGUGCAUUCUUUGGUCGCACACAUGGACCUAUGCUGGGAGGGAAGAGCUCACACGGAGGACAGUAUGAUGGAAAGUCGUCUUCUGAAAGUCUAAAUUCCAACCAGGGGAACAAUGGAAACAUUCAGCAAUUUAAGACGGAUCGUAACUUGACCCAGAUUCCAGAGAACAUCGCUACAUUUCAGGCUCCCAAGGCAACUGCUUUCUUUAAGGAGAAGUUGAGAGAAUCUUCCAAGCAAGGAAGCAAACCUGAAUCAACAGAGAUCAAUGUAACCAAGAAAGGACCAAUGAGAAUCCAGAAGGAAUAUGAAGGCGAUGAACCAGAUGGUGCUGAAACCUUUGAGAAGCUAUGUUUGAAGGCAGAAGAACUUGAGAAUGAAUCAUUUGAGAAGGAAAGACGAGGGGAUCUUCACAUGUCAAUGUGGCUGUGUACCCAGGCUACAGCAUACUUCAAGAAAGCCAUGAAUGCCCCAGGUGCCAGUCAGCACUCCAUGGUGCAUGCUCAGAAGAAACACAGUACGUGUGUGCUCCGGUCGCGCAGUCUGCACAGGCGUAUCAUGAGCAGGCAGACAUCUGCACAGUCAACAUGUAGUGAAGUCAGCAGUGAGGAUCAUAUCAGCAUUAGCUCCCUUAGCACUACAGACACCGACACCAAAGACCUGGAUUCCCCUCCAGUACGAGAUGAACUCCAGAUGCAAUCUAGAGAGAUCCCAAGGCAGACUUCUGCGCCAGAUCUGCAAUCCACGAGACACAGGGGUGACGGAGGUCAUCGACACAGGUCAGAGGGCAUGCAUCGCAGUCACAGUGUUCAUGGGAGAAUGGCAGCACCACCUAUAGAUAGUAAUAUUGCCCAGCAACCGAGAAAGCCAUUGCCUAGCUACCAGGAGGUCAUGUUCAGGAGGUCCACCAGUGUGUCUGAGGCGCAGCACAGGGGACAGUCUGAGAUCCCACACUCUAAAUCAUCAGAUGGUGUCUCCAAUUCAGCAGUCAAUGAUGCUGAACGUGGCAUCCAGCUGUAUGGGACUUUACCAAAGAAAUCAAAGCAGAAAGCUGGCCCUGUUGCAGCAUCAGCAGCACCAGUGGGUGAGCAGGGACGUGGCGCUAACAGAGAGGCAGAGAUUUAUCAGGACUACUUAAGCAAACAAAAGGUUGUUCAGUCUCAGCAGCAGCAACAACAACUGGUGCCCCCACCAGGAGACCAAUUUGAUAGGAUCUCUAUAACAAGCAGCCAGACAGUACCCACAAGUCUGGGACCUACCACACAGAGUCAGAGUAAGAUGACCAAGGAGGAAAUACGAAGACUGCUACAACAGAAUAUGAUAGAAAAACAAAGGUCCAGAUCAUCGGAUGGUCAAGGUAUGCACAGCAGACAGAGUUCAACUUUAUCAACACAUUCCAAUUUAAGUGAUGUUUCCUCAUCCAAGUACAGCAUAUCAUUAAGUCAUAGUCAACAACCUCAGCAUCCUAUGGGACCACCAUCACAGACACAGGGGAAACAGCUUAUUCCACCUGUAGCAACACAACAAAUGCAGUAUCCCCAGUCUAUACAGCACCAGCAGCCUCCUGUCAAUAAUAAACGUCAACAGCAGCAGUCAAGACAUCCACAAGUACAGCCUUCAGUUUCACAACCACAGUCGAGGCAGCAACAGUCAGUAGUACCACCACAGCCAUCAUCAUCCACUCACCCACCACAGCAACAAUCUACCAGAAUACCAAGGCAUGCUCCUGAGAAGAUUUACGCUGUGCCAAAUUCUCGCCCCGUCAUUCCAAAUCACAAUCCACUCCAACAGGGACCAACACAGGGAGUCAAGGUACCACAGGGUCAGCAUCCCCAAGGUGUACCCCAGGGACCCUCCCAGCACCCCCAUCAGGGUUCUAAGUUAGAUUUUAAGGAAAGUCAUUAUGCUGUGCCCAGAGUCCAGCCUGAUGCUAACAGCACUACUGGGCAAAUUAAGAAGAUCAACGGUCCAACUAGACCUAGUGGUCAAGUUAUGAUGAAUGGCCCUACAAACUCCAGUGGUCAGAUACCUAGUGGACUAGAAAUGUCCAAUGGUCCAGUGAUUAAUGGCCAAGGAAUUCCCAGUAAGUUGCGGCAACUGGAGCAGCAGAACCUGCAGUUAUUUCAGAGUCAGCAGCAGUGGCAGGCUGCAAACACCAAACCUGCUCCAGUGAAACCUGCAGGGAAGAAGGUUCCACCACCACCUCCAGUCAGGAAGGACUCGGUCCUUAGCAGUCCCAAACCUGUCCAGAAUACACAGAACAAAGUCUUGGGAGCUCAAACAAAAGAACAAAAGGUUGAUGCUAAGGCAACAAAUGGUUCCAAGAACAUGUUAGCACCAUCAGUAGAUGAUUUGCCACUACCACCAUACCCAGAAACCAAUGUCACAAGUGGACCAAAACAAAAUGGCCUCCACACUAGGGAUGACUCGUACAUUUUUGUUGAAAAGCCUUUGGAAAUCAAACACAGCCGACAGAGGUCAGAUCCAAGCUCUUUACAAAAUGGACUACUUGAUUUGGAUCAGUUGGGAGUGAAAGACUUAGCAACUAAGUUUGAAACAUUAAACACAGGUUUGGUCGAUGCAUCCAAGACAUCAAAUUCCACAUCAAAUAAGGGACCCUCACAGCGCAGACGUUCAACAGGGUCAAGGGCACAGAGGAAAAAAAGUGUCACGUUCUCCGAAAACAUAAUUCUCAUUGGCGAUCCUGAUGAAAGUGAGGAAAGCUAUGAUAAGUUUAUGCAUGUGCUACAUCAGACCCUUCAGAGGCGCGAGGCUAACAGCAGAGGGGCCCCUGUCAAUGGGGGGAUAGAAGACGCUAUGGAGAACUGUGACGAGGAUGAUUUCGAUGACGAUUCUGUGGAUAGUUUUGAAAUGAUUGAUGCUCCUGCAGACAAUGCUCUUGUGUGUAACUUGUGUAAUAUGAGACAGGUGGUUGAAGGGCAGACAUACUGUCACCACUGUAGUUAUUACAUGGCUCAGUUUCAACCAAAAACGUAAUGGCCGCAGUAAUCUCUUUAUAAAGUGAUCUCAUCAAAUCCGUACCACACAAAAGAUAUUUCAGUAGUAUUUGAGUCUCUGACUUAAUAAAGCUUUUUUUUUAUCAAGAAAAGGAUGAUAAUUGAUCAUCAUCUUUGAAGUACUUGCUUCCGCCGACUAUGAACCAGCAGUGCAAAAUAAGAGAGAGUUUUUCUUCAAAAUUGAGGGUGUCAAGUGCUUAAUAAUGUAAUGUAGAUAUUAGAAAGAUAUGUGACAUGAUAUAUAGGGGUUCAGAAUAUAAUUUAUAUCUUAACUAAGUGGCUGCUGGCACUGCUACAUUUGAUAUAUUGUGCAAAUCUGUAUCCUGGAUAACAAUGGUUGUCACUGUUAAGGUGUGUUUUUUGUUUAUAUAUAAACAUCUUUUAAGAUGUAAAACAUAUCAGAUUUUCUCUCUUUUAUACAGAUGCAUUAUUUGUCUAAGAGGUUUUACACAGUUGUUAGUGUGUAUUAUCAUUGCUAUAUAAACAAAGCGACAUGUACAUUUGGGUGAAUGAGUGAUUCAUUAUCAGCAAAAAUAACUUGUGAAACAAGAGGUUUGUGUUGGUGAAUGUUUGUUUAUUGUUCUGACUAUAUAUUUUCUCACAAAUAAAUGAAGCAAUUGUGUAUAUAAACUAGGAGAAUGUGAUCGAAAAAUCCACAGAACUGCUGUAUGCAUUUACUAGUGCAAGGAUUUGUUGCUUUUUAGAUGCUAUUGAAGGUGCUUUGAGGGCAGUCUUUGGGAAUGUAUCUUCACUUGUGUGAGCUUUGAAACCCAAAGUAUUAACUAGGACAAAACAUUUUAUAACUAAACAAAUACCUAAAAUUCACACAAAUUUGCAUGGAAUCAUGGUUGUGUUGUAAAUAUUAUAUACAAAUUUAGUCCAAAUUUAUGAACUUGAUGUAUCAUACUCCUACCGCUGCAGUGAUGCAGGAGAAUCUCGAUGUAACCAGAAAUCACAUACUUUAUGGGCCUUUGGGCUGAAAUAAAAUAUAUACUAUAUAUGA
Molecule: messenger RNA, 8332 nt
Organism: Lingula anatina
Lineage: Eukaryota; Metazoa; Brachiopoda; Lingulata; Lingulida; Lingulidae
Biological process (GO): protein deubiquitination
Molecular function (GO): cysteine-type deubiquitinase activity
Source: RefSeq, a predicted model, not a curated record